CACAGCCUGUCGCGUGACACAAACAGAGUUGCGUUCAGAGUUUGAGCUGGAGAGAAGAGGAGUAGAUGAGUGUGGACAGAUCCCCCACUUCACUUUUCUUUUCUUUUCUUUCUUCAGCGGCGGAGACGAUUAAAAACGAAACGGAGACAAAGUAACAAACCUGACAGAAGGAGGACUGGAAGAGAGUGAGUGAGUGAGUGAGUGAGUGAGUGAGUGUGUGAGUGAGAGAGAGAGAGAUAGAGAUGGUGCACAAACACACACACUCCUGAUCCACUCAGCAGGUCAGCAGAUUCCUGGCAAAGAAAAACAGGUUCGUCCUGGUCAUGCAGACAUCAAGGACAUUCUGCCAUGGAAGGCAUUGAGUCGGCCAUUUUAGCGAUGAAGAACAUGAAGUCAGUGGAGGUGAGUGAAGCUUCCUCCCCUUGCAGAAGCCACGCCUCCCCCAGGGUGGAUCCAGAGGAGGAGAGUUUUGAGAAGGUGCUGUCAGAGCUGAGUGCUGCUGCAAAUUUGGAUAUGGAGGCAGAGCUGGGUGUGGAGGUGGGGUUUGAGCAGAGGCCAGGCUGGGGGCAGAGUUGUGAUGAACGAGAUGCAGCAGAUGAGGUGGAACCUGAGAACAGCAAGGGCAGCACGACUGAGUUCCAAAAUCCUUCUCCAUCUACAGUGUCGAUGUUGAAAUCUGGAUCUUGUGUCAAUGUGUCUCACACUCCGUUAUCAGAGCAGCUCCUUUUGGGUCGUGAUGAAGUGAAGGUUGUUAAUGUGGAGUGUCGGAUCUGUGGAGAUCAAGCGUCAGGAUUUCAUUAUGGAGUGCACGCCUGUGAAGGGUGUAAGGGUUUUUUCCGCCGCACGGUGAGGAUGAAGCUCGAAUAUGAGAAAUGUGAACGCAGCUGCAAGAUCCUCAAGAAGAAUCGCAACAAGUGUCAGUACUGCCGUUUCCAGAAGUGUGUGAUGCUCGGUAUGAGUCACGACGCGAUUCGGUACGGCCGUAUGCCUGAGGUGGAGAAGAGGAAGUUGGUGGAGGGGAUGUUAUCAGAACGUCGGACAGCGAGCAGCUCCAACCUGAAGUCUCUGGCUAAGAAAGUGAACAAUGCGUAUCUGAAACACCUGAACAUGACCAAGAGGAAAUCACACAGCAUCCUGACAGGAAGAACCACCUCCAACCCUUUUGUGAUCUAUGACCUGGGUUCUCUGUGGCGUGCGGAGAGCGGGCUUGUGUGGGACAGCGGUGUUCUGCGUGGACGAGUGCAGAAGGAGAUCGGAGUACACGUCUUCUAUCGCUGUCAGUGCAGCACCGUGGAGACUGUACGCCAAAUCACCGAGUUCUCCAAGUGCAUCCCAGGAUUCAUCGACCUGUACCUCAAUGACCAGGUGACGCUGCUGAAAUACGGUGUUCACGAAGCCAUCUUCGCCAUGCUGCCGUCUCUGAUGAAUAAGGAUGGGUUGUUAGUAGCAAAUGGGCGGGGCUUUGUUACUCGUGAAUUCCUGCGCAGUCUCAGGAAGCCAUUCAGCGAAAUCAUGGAGCCGAAGUUUGAGUUUGCUCUGAAGUUCAACGCGCUGGAGCUGGACGACAGUGACCUCGCGCUGUUCGUUGCUGCCAUCAUCCUGUGUGGAGAUCGUCCCGGGCUGAUGAACGUGAGGCAGGUGGAGGAGAUUCAGGAUAAGAUCCUGCAGGCGUUAGAUCAGCACCUGCAGCACACACACCCUGACACUGCGUACAUUUUCCCCAAACUGCUGCAGAAACUCGCAGACCUGCGACAGCUCGUCACCGAGAACGCUCAACUCGUCCAGAUGAUCAAAAAAACAGAGUCCGAGACCUCACUGCACCCUCUACUGCAAGAAAUCUACAAAGACAUGUACUGAAAACACACACACACACACACACCUGUACUGAACCACAGUGUCAUAAAAGAAUCACAGACGAAUCGGUUCUUUCAGAAUGACUCAUUUAAAAGAAUGAAGAAAUUCAUUUGGAUUUGGAAGCAUUAUUAAAUCUAUAGAGUUUGUAUUUAUUUUUAUUUGUUUUUUGUGCUUUUAUUAAAGUUAGAAACUAUUUAACAAUGUACCAUAUUCAGAGGAUUUUCAAAGGUUUAAGUGAUGAAUCAGAUGAAUCAAACCACUAUGAUGUCACAACCUCCAUGAACGUUCAUCAGGCAGAAAACUAAAUUAAAUAAAAGCAUUGAAUUAGUUUGUUCUGGUUUAGUUUUUGUGCUGUUACGAUGUCGGUGUUAAUGAGUAAAACGUCACAGUGAAUUAAAUGUAAACACAAAUGAGUGAAUUGUAUUCAGAUCGUUUGUUUUGGUUCUUUGAGGUGUGUGAUGUCACACUCGGUCUCUGAGCACAAAUCACUCACAUGAUUCAGUUUUAUUUCAUUUAUAUUUUACAUUUAAUGCCAGAAUCAUAGAGAAAUGAACCGAUUGAAUGUUGUGCUAGUAGUGAUUAAAUUAAAUUUAAAUUAAAUUAAACAAUUAAAUUAAGUGGGUUAUUUAAAAAUGAAUCUAAUCAGUAAAGUGAGUUGUAAAAUUAAUCUCACACGUGCAUAUAUAUAUCUCUAUAUAUAUAUAUAUAUAUAUAUAUAUCCAUGCAUACAUCUACAUACACUUACGGCUAAAUGCUGAAGUUAAAACCAGAAAUGUAUUGAAUCUUUUUAUUCUGAAUAUUUUUAUGUACAACAUUUUGAAAUAUUUUUAUGGACAGUGCUCCACUCUUUAAUGAUAACUAUGCACAUUUGAAAGUGAUAGCUCAGUUAGCUUAGUAUAUUUCAUAAUAUUAGCAUAGAUAAGCAUGAGUUGUCUGCUCUGCUGUGUGGAUUAGCAAUUAUCGCUGUAUUAAACACACCGCUGCUCUUCCCUAAGAAGCUAAUCUGAGUGUUCUUCUCAGAAACCAAUCCGGUAAUAAUUCCCAUAAUUCAAUUCACCAGAUGAACGUGUGAACAGAACUGUUUUCUGUAGGACUUCAACUUAAUGGAUGUAUUUCACAACCUGCUAACCUCAAUACUGUUGUUUUAUUCAUAUUAACUGUGUGUGUGUGUGCGCAUGCGUGUGUGUGCAUGUGUGAUAAAGCUGUGACACUUAAGUUACAUUUGACCAAUUACAAAAUGUAGCUAACUAGCUUAGUUUGUAUUAAUGCCUCCCUGGCAGUGGCUAUAGUUCAUUAGCAUGGUAGCUAACAGUUACAGUGUGGAAUUUAGUGUUUUCUGAAGAGGUGGGGCUUCAGUGUUCAUUUGAAGACAGACUUAAGCCCCGCCUCCAACAACCGAAUCAGGAAGUGCAUCACAGGGUCCUAUAGUAAGAUUAAUGAUCUAAUUACGGAGAGUUUAUUGUUUUAUUGGUUUCGGUUACAGUGUGGUGGAAGAGCUUCCUAGUCGUGGCUGCAUCCCAAAUCUCAUUAAAUCUGUUCUGUGGGAAAAUCCGCUGCGUGUUGCUAUUACUGAAAAUGGAAACUCGAUUACCAAACCGCUGUGGAGCUGUGUUUAUUUACUGUUUGGCUAGGCUAACAUCAUUAGCAUUAGCAUUGAGCACAUGAUAUAUCUUGCUUUAGUGGUAGUAGUGUAGUGACUGUUCAUAACUUAGCUCAGUUAUUUAAUAGCCGGCUAGCAAUAUACAUUCACCUCGAAAGUAUUGGAACUGCAAGGCCAGUUUGUUUGUUUUUGCUGUAGACUGAAGACAUUUGGGUUUGAGAUCAAAAGAUCAAUAAGAGAAGAGAUUUUAGAAUUUUAGCUUACAGCUCUCUGAUCUUCAUGUUGGUUUAUCCUUUUUAAAAGUAAAUGCAGUCUUCACAGGUGAAACCGAAGGCUAAAACCAAGAGUAGAUGUUCAGAGCUAUUUACUGUUUGAACAGUCAAUCUAAGCAGACACACCUGGGAACAAGAAAGCACAAACAAAUGAAUUGGCCUUGCUGUUCCAAUAGUUUUGAAGGGGACCGUAACCAUAUGGAUUUACUGGCAUGUUAAUUAGCUAGCAUGCUUACUUGCUAUCUCCGCUCCUUUAGUAUCAUGUACAGGAAGUGAUGUUAACUAAGGAUCCUGUUCAGAGUCAGAGACUUCAGUCCAAAGUCACUGUUUACACGAGGAAGGUUCCUGGUAUUCAGACUCGGUUCUGCAGCAAAUUGAUUUUCUGAGCUCCACAUUCAGAUUAUUAACAUCUCCUGCAUGUAGUUCACACCUGUGAGGUUGUCCGAUUUUGCUCGAGUUUUACGCCAGCGUCUAGACCACCGCCAUUAAACCCAAACACUCACCUUUACACCUGAAAAAACCCAGGGACAGAAAAUACGGACUAAAGAAGGAAAUGGGGUGGAUGAGAGGAUGAUGUGUGAGUGAGAGGAUGAUGUGUGAGUGAGAGGAUGAUGAGAGGAUGAUGUGUGAGUGAGAGGAUGAUGAGAGGAUGAUGUGUGAGUGAGAGGAUGAUGAGAGGAUGAUGUGUGAGUGAGAGGAUGAUGAGAGGAUGAUGUGUGAGUGAGAGGAUCAUGUGUGAGUGAGAGGAUGAUGAAAUAAAGAGAUGUAUAUUACUGUUUGAAUAGAGCUCGCUGUAAUGAUCACAUUAAUCACUGGUUUAACGGAACAGAACGCUUGCACACAUUAUAAAGCAGCACACAGAAUAGCACUUGAUCCAGCGCACACUGGUAUCUUACUUUUUAUUAUUAUUUUAUUUUGUAAAGUCAUGAGAAGUCACCGAACGGCGAUCAUGACAUCAUAACGUGGGUGUGAUUUUUGUUGGGGGGGGUUAGGAGAUUUUAUCACUUGAUCGGCUUUAUUUGGAUUAAUUCAGUGUUUGUGUUAAUUCAGUGCGCGCUCCUGUAAAGAAAACGUGGUGUGAAGGAUAAUCUGACCUAACACUAUGCUUACGGAAUUGUGCAUAAUUAAGAUACGCCUCUGUUUUACACAAACUCCGCCCCACAUGUGUAAUUCUUAUGUAACUUCUGAAGUGUUUAAGUUUGUAGUUAGUUCUGAGGUCUGAGCACUGAUGUAUGUGACUUCAGUAUUAAAUCCUCGCUGAGAUAUUACCUCUAUUCUGAAUACGACACUUGAUCCCGUGCUGUAAAUAUUACACCAGUAUGAAAGGGAUCAUGGACGAGGGCGUGUUAAAGACAGGAUUGGAACACAGAGUUUGUGAACUUCUUUAUGUUUUGAGCUUUCUCUUCCUGUUUCUGACCUCAACUGUGUUUCUGAUUAUCAGUGGUGUGUGUGUGUGUAUGAGAUGUUAAACACACUUUUUGCAAAUGUAUUGUUUCUUAUGUGUGCAAAACACUGACAAUUUACAAUAAAUAAUAAUAACACAAUACAAUAAAUAAACAAUAUUAUCUUCA
This is a messenger RNA of Ictalurus punctatus (channel catfish), 5297 nucleotides long. It is a transcript of the gene pparda, whose product is annotated as peroxisome proliferator-activated receptor delta a. Gene Ontology annotation, molecular function: nuclear receptor activity; RNA polymerase II cis-regulatory region sequence-specific DNA binding; zinc ion binding. Gene Ontology annotation, biological process: negative regulation of transcription by RNA polymerase II; positive regulation of transcription by RNA polymerase II; hormone-mediated signaling pathway. The transcript has 10 exons. Gene Ontology annotation, cellular component: nucleus. The coding region runs from base 349 to 1857 and encodes 502 amino acids. NCBI's taxonomy places the organism in Eukaryota, Metazoa, Chordata, Actinopteri, Siluriformes, Ictaluridae. The record is from RefSeq and is a predicted model, not a curated record.